GCGUGUGCAGAUCCAUGGACAAAACGCGUACCCCCUCCCUCUGUUUUCUCCUAACAAUAUCAUUCCCCUUUAAAACUCUCCUAUCAAAGCUCCAUUUCUUUCCCAGAACCAAUGUCUUCAAAACCAGAAGAAGAUUCAGAUUCAGAUAACUUUGAUCGUCUACCGGAUGCUCUUCUUCUCUUCAUCUUCAACAAAUUGCAAGAUGCCAAAUCUCUUGCCAAUUGUCUUUAGGUCUCAAAGCGUUUCUUUGCCCUUAUUCCCUUCACCGACAUCAUUUUUGUCUCAAUCCCAACUCCCCACCACCUGUCAAAACCAUGCACAGCGGCUUCUUAUAUUAAUACCUUGAGACUUCUUGUCCAUAGCUUGUUCCUCAAACCACUAAAAUGUUUCCAUCCUUCUAUGGCUCCGAAGUCAGCAUCAAGGUCAUUCGAUAGUUCACAUCAUCAGCCAAAUGGAGUUUUGAAGAAUUUCAAGGAAAUAAAAUCAUUGCAUUUAGAGCUUCCAUCACAUGGGGAUGACUUGGGGUCAGAUUGUGGAGCUUCUUUCCUUCAAUGGAAAGCAGAGUUUGGUAGCAACUUGCAGACUUGCAUUAUUCUUGGAGCGACAUCUUUUGAAAGAAGUAACAAAUUUUCGUCAUCAAGCUUUUGCUUCCAACUAAAAGAGCAGGAAUGCAUGGAGCAGACAUUAACCGAUGAUGAGCUGAAACUACGAGUUAUAUGGACCAUCUCUUGCUUGAUUGCGGCAUCAACUAGGCAUCAUUGGUUCAAGAAAGUUUUGGCUGACCAUCCAAUUCCAAUGCUUCAAAGACUGCUGAUUUCUGAUGCAAAUAAGCAAGGGAAGCUUCAUAUGGGAACAGAAGAGCUGGUUCAGCUUAGGAAUUCCAUGAACUCACAACAAGAAACAUUAGAAUCAUCAACAUUGGAGAGGACCCCAGUUCCAGAAUUGAGCAUGAAGCUAUGGUACUUGCCCGUGCUGGAGUUGCCAGAGUCAGGGUAUGUGAUGAGAGGGGCGACACUUGUCCUUACCAGACCUGUUGCGGGGACGACUGAAAGGGGGAAUAGUGAUUUAACAGUGGGGAAGUUGGACUUGGAGGGAGAUGGGAAGGCUUUCAGCGAAGCUCUAAGGGCGAUGAUCAAAGUGAAGAAGAGUUACGUGAUGACAAUGAGUUCCUUUUGAGAUGUAAAAUAAUAUAUGCAACGCUAAAGAUUCCAUUCUUAAUACAGAGUUGCAAUUCAAACAUCUCUUUUCUCUAUAUUUCUCCAAAUAUAAUCCAAAAAUAUAUUAAUGCAAAUUGCUAA
This is a messenger RNA of Theobroma umbraticum, 1298 nucleotides long. RefSeq names its product F-box protein At1g30200-like. NCBI's taxonomy places the organism in Eukaryota, Viridiplantae, Streptophyta, Magnoliopsida, Malvales, Malvaceae. The record is from RefSeq and is a predicted model, not a curated record.